Molecule: messenger RNA, 1080 nt
Organism: Pterocles gutturalis (yellow-throated sandgrouse)
Lineage: Eukaryota; Metazoa; Chordata; Aves; Pterocliformes; Pteroclidae
Product: septin-4
Exons: 10
Biological process (GO): regulation of exocytosis; cytoskeleton-dependent cytokinesis
Cellular component (GO): septin complex; microtubule cytoskeleton; cell division site
Molecular function (GO): GTPase activity; molecular adaptor activity; GTP binding
Source: RefSeq, a predicted model, not a curated record
GAUGACAAGGAGUACGUGGGCUUCGCCACACUGCCCAACCAGGUCCAUCGCAAGUCGGUGAAGAAGGGCUUCGACUUCACCCUGAUGGUGGCAGGAGAGUCCGGGCUGGGCAAGUCCACCCUGGUCAACAGCCUCUUCCUGACCGACAUGUACAGGGACCGCAAGCUGCUCAGCGCCGAAGAGCGCAUCACGCAGACGGUGAAGAUCACCAAGCACGUGGUGGACAUCGAGGAGAAGGGCGUCAAGCUGCGCCUGACCAUUGUGGACACUCCAGGCUUUGGUGACGCCGUCAACAACACUGAGUGCUGGAAGCCAGUGGCCGACUACAUCGACCAGCAGUUUGAGCAAUAUUUCCGUGACGAAAGUGGCCUCAACCGGAAAAAUAUCCAGGACAAUCGCGUCCAUUGCUGCAUCUAUUUCAUCUCGCCCUUUGGCCAUGGGCUCCGGCCCCUGGACGUGGAGUUCAUGAGAGCCCUGCACCAGCGCGUGAACAUCGUGCCGGUGCUGGCCAAGGCUGACACCCUGACCCCCGCCGAGGUGGAGCGCAUGAAGAAAAAGAUCCGGGAGGACAUUGACCACUAUGGCAUCCGCAUAUACCAGUUCCCUGAGUGCGACUCAGACGAGGAUGAGGAGUUCAAGCUGCAGGACCAGGCGCUGAAGGAGAGCAUCCCCUUCGCCGUCAUCGGCAGCAACACGGUCGUGGAGGUUAAAGGCCGGCGCAUCCGCGGGCGCCUCUACCCCUGGGGCAUCGCGGAAGUGGAGAACCCGUCCCACUGUGACUUUGUGAAGCUGCGGACGAUGCUGGUGAGGACCCACAUGCAGGACCUCAAGGACGUGACGCGGGAAACCCACUACGAGAACUACCGCACGCAGUGCAUCCAGAGCAUGACCCGCAUGGUGGUGAAGGAGAGGAACCGCAACAAGCUGACGCGGGAGAGCGGGACAGAUUUCCCCAUCCCUGUCAUCCCCCCGGUGCCGGACGCGGAGACGGAGAAGCUCAUCCGGGAGAAGGACGAGGAGCUGCGGCGGAUGCAGGAGAUGCUCCAGAAGAUCCAGAAGCAGAUGAAGGACGCACACUAG